AUGAUGGGAGCUAACACACUACCUAGUACGUUGAGUGAAGCAGAGACUUUGGUUCAAAGUGACACAUCGGUAUACGGCGCCCACAAAAGGAAAGGACAGAGGCAUGCCGAGCCAUUGGAAGACCACGACGCCGCAGCGUGCACUGUCAGUCAAGGGGAAGCCUUGGGCGAGACGAGUGCCUUGAUUGAUGCCACGAGUCGACGUACCCUGCACGUGCUCGCCCGCCCGCAGUCUUCGACACUCAAUGCUGCCCUUUAUCAGGCUAAAAGUCUCCACAACGUUCGACAGAAUGCGCUCGUUUUGGGCCCGUACGGGAGACCACCCGAUCUCACCCGCUUCGGGAUUGUGUUACUUGUCGUAGAGGAUAUCGGCAUCGCGCGCGUAUUUUCACUCAUUCAGGAGCUUGUUCUAGCGAGUGAACAACACCGUGCCAUGGUACGGAAGCUCAUCGUUGUCUGGCAAAUGGAGGACUUAGACAAUCGUCGUUGGGUGAACAUGCAGCAUUUGCUUGACCUCGACCGUCAAGAAUUCAAGUGUGUGCUCGGCGGACUAUCCGUGACCAGGUGGUUGGACACGGACCCGGUGCGGGAAACUGCUGGAGCAUCGACCCACCUCAAAUGGGUUAACUCUAGAAUAGCUGAAGGACGAGGCUAA
Messenger RNA from Aspergillus affinis, 654 nucleotides. RefSeq lists its product as uncharacterized. Lineage: Eukaryota; Fungi; Ascomycota; Eurotiomycetes; Eurotiales; Aspergillaceae. The record is from RefSeq and is a predicted model, not a curated record. Bases 1 to 654 code for a protein of 217 amino acids. The transcript is spliced from 5 exons.